Messenger RNA from Wyeomyia smithii (pitcher-plant mosquito), 2200 nucleotides. RefSeq names its product protein transport protein Sec61 subunit alpha-like. Gene Ontology annotation, cellular component: Sec61 translocon complex; membrane. Gene Ontology annotation, biological process: post-translational protein targeting to membrane, translocation; SRP-dependent cotranslational protein targeting to membrane, translocation. Gene Ontology annotation, molecular function: signal sequence receptor activity; transmembrane protein transporter activity; ribosome binding. The coding region runs from base 324 to 1754 and encodes 476 amino acids. Lineage: Eukaryota; Metazoa; Arthropoda; Insecta; Diptera; Culicidae. The record is from RefSeq and is a predicted model, not a curated record. The transcript is spliced from 3 exons.
ACAUCAUCGUCUGGCUGUUUACGUGUAGGAGAGACGCAGACGGGAACGGACAACUUUCCUCAAAUCGUAGCUCGUGUUUGAUUGCCACACUCGGUGCGGCUCAGUCAUUUCGAAAAAAGUGCUUACCGAUUACGGAAGGAACGAGGCUGUUGACGGGGUGCUUCCAGCUAUAGGAAUACUGGACACAUCCAAACUAGUGACGGAAAGUGAAGCUGAAACAGUUUUUCGCAGAAGAAGCGAGUAAAAUUCACUAGUUUUCGGGGUGAAAAUUCCCGUUUUCAGCUUUCCCUUUUAGCAGUAAGAAAAAGAAGAAUCAGUGCAAAAUGGGAAUAAAAUUCCUGGAAAUCAUCAAACCGUUUUGCAGUAUCCUGCCGGAAAUUGCAAAACCAGAACGAAAAAUCCAAUUCAGAGAGAAAGUGCUCUGGACGGCAAUCACGCUGUUCAUUUUCCUGGUAUGCUGUCAAAUUCCUCUGUUCGGUAUUAUGAGCUCGGAUUCGGCCGAUCCCUUCUACUGGAUUCGAGUUAUUCUGGCAUCCAACCGGGGCACACUGAUGGAGCUGGGAAUUUCACCGAUUGUGACUUCGGGUUUAAUUAUGCAGCUAUUGGCAGGCGCGAAAAUCAUCGAGGUUGGUGACAGCCCGAAGGACCGCGCACUGUUCAAUGGAGCCCAAAAGUUGUUCGGAAUGGUUAUUACCGUUGGCCAAGCGAUUGUGUACGUCAUGACUGGAAUGUACGGUGAUCCAGCGGAAAUUGGAGCUGGUGUUUGUCUUCUGAUUAUCAUCCAACUGUUCGUGGCCGGUUUGAUCGUUCUGUUGUUGGACGAGCUGCUCCAGAAAGGAUAUGGUUUGGGAUCCGGUAUUUCACUGUUCAUUGCCACCAACAUUUGCGAGACCAUCGUAUGGAAAGCAUUCUCACCAGCCACUGUCAAUACCGGACGAGGAACCGAGUUCGAGGGUGCGGUUAUUGCUCUAUUCCAUCUGUUGGCCACCCGACAGGAUAAGGUGCGAGGACUUCGCGAAGCUUUCUACCGACAGAAUUUGCCGAAUCUGAUGAAUCUUCUGGCGACGGUGCUGGUCUUUGCGGUGGUCAUAUACUUCCAGGGCUUCCGAGUUGAUCUACCAAUCAAAUCAGCCCGCUAUCGCGGCCAAUACAGCAGCUAUCCAAUCAAGUUGUUCUACACAAGUAACAUCCCGAUCAUCCUACAGUCUGCGCUGGUUUCCAAUCUGUACGUCAUUUCACAGAUGUUGGCGGUAAAAUUCCACGGCAACUUCCUGGUCAACUUACUUGGUACCUGGGCUGACGUCACGGGAGGAGGUCCCGCCCGAGCCUAUCCGAUCGGUGGUCUUUGCUACUAUCUAUCGCCACCGGAGAACCUAUCGCAUAUCGCUCAAGAUCCAAUUCACGCUAUGCUCUAUAUUGUAUUCAUGCUCGGAAGCUGUGCCUUUUUCUCGAAGACCUGGAUCGAUGUAUCGGGCAGUUCGGCCAAGGACGUUGCUAAGCAGCUGAAGGAACAGCAGAUGAUUAUGCGUGGUCAUCGGGAGAACUCGAUGAUCCACGAGUUGAAUCGGUACAUUCCGACUGCGGCUGCCUUCGGAGGGUUGUGUAUCGGAGCACUGUCAGUUAUUGCCGAUUUCAUGGGAGCGAUCGGCUCGGGAACCGGUAUCCUGCUGGCUGUGACGAUUAUCUAUCAGUACUUCGAGAUCUUCGUCAAGGAGCAGAGCGAAAUGGGUGGUAUGGGAGCGAUGCUGUUCUAAGUGGGUUUGUAUGUGUGUAAACAAUCAAAGCGUACUCAAUUCAGUUAGUUUUUUUUUUCUGUUUCUCGUUUUCAUUCAUGUUCAUCACAAUGCAAACACACUGUAGCAGUGAUAGGUUAUAGGCAGGCUAUUUUCCCAUUUCGUUUGAUUUUUUUUGUUUCUGUGGAACCAACACCUGUAAUUUCAUACGGUAACUUAUUUUUAUUAAUAUUCAUCCAUGCGAGAAGGUAGGACGACAUUCAGAACAAAACGAAAACUUAUAAGCAAUCUAUCGGCAGGAUUUUGUAGCGAUGGAAGUGAAAGCUAAUCCGAUAAUAAUAUAACAAAUGGAAAAAAACGAAAAUUAUUAAAGAGAUUUUAAGACUUUUCCAAUCUUAAAGUAAGAAAAACAGCAUUUUGUGUUUCGUUCAUUUUAAGGAAAAUAAUAAAAAAACGUUUGAACAUAA